This is a messenger RNA of Ostrinia nubilalis (European corn borer), 540 nucleotides long. Its product is annotated as solute carrier organic anion transporter family member 1C1-like. The transcript has 3 exons. Gene Ontology annotation, molecular function: protein binding. The coding region runs from base 95 to 352 and encodes 85 amino acids. The record is from RefSeq and is a predicted model, not a curated record. Lineage: Eukaryota; Metazoa; Arthropoda; Insecta; Lepidoptera; Crambidae.
UAUUUUUCUGUAAUAUACAAGCAGUUCGACUGUUUCUACUAAUUUGUGACUCGUCUGGCUUGUUGGUGGUCGCGAAUUCGAUUCUCUGGCAAUAAUGAAGGUUUUCGGUUAUCUGCUUUUCCUGGCCCUGGCUGCUCUGGCGACGAUGACAGCUGCAUAUGAAGACGAAGACCCAGAAGAAGCUGCCUGCAAGCUGGAUUGCUUUUCCCGCCUGCCCCAUGAGCCGGUUUGCGGCACAGGGGAUGCGACUUUUUACAACGAAUGCGUGAUGAAAUGCGAGAAAGCCACGCUUAUACACGCAGGUGCAUGCAAACUGGAAGACCUCAUGAACAACCACGGCAUCAGUAACUAAAUAAACCACAAUUUUACUAUUUCGGCACUUUCUCAAUACUACGAACUUUAUAAGUUACUUACAAAAUUGUAAAUUAAUACGCACUUAAUUAGAAGUAGAGAUUCAUUUUAACCGUCUACAAAUUAGUUGUUAAUUUGAUUUAAAAACUAAAAUCCAAAUUCUAGAAAAAUAUAGGAAACUUUAGUCAA